Prunus mume (Japanese apricot) is the source of this 2256-nucleotide messenger RNA. NCBI's taxonomy places the organism in Eukaryota, Viridiplantae, Streptophyta, Magnoliopsida, Rosales, Rosaceae. The record is from RefSeq and is a predicted model, not a curated record.
CAACGUACAUGUGGCAGCCUUUGAUUUUCCAAACUUGUAUGAAUCUGUCAGCAUUCAGGCCUAAGAUCUUCCCCAACUUCUCUCUCUCUCUCUCUCUCUCUCUCUCUCUCUCUCUCUCCCUCCCUGCUCUGCAAACAAAAAAGAUCAAGAAUGGCGCUUUCUCUUAGAUUGCACAACCUUCUCUCACCCACCUUCAGACCCAAACCAGCAUCAGUUUCAAAUGCCUCGCUCUCUCCUCCAAACCCAUCUCUCUCUCUCCUCUUCUCUCCUCUCCCACACCUGCCUCUCAGAACCUCACACUCCCUCACCAUUAAAGCCACCCCCCCACCCCUGCCUCUCAGAACCUCACACUCCCUCACCAUUAAAGCCACCUCCUCCUCCUCCCCUUCUUCUCCAACAACGGUUGCUGAUCAACAGGGCAUCAAGAUUAAUCUGGUUCCCACUAAACCAAUCGAAGGCCAGAAGACUGGAACCAGUGGUCUCCGAAAGAAGGUGAAAGUUUUUCAGCAAGACAAUUAUCUUGCAAAUUGGAUCCAGGCGUUAUUUAAUUCAUUGCCUCCCGAGGAUUACAAGAAUGGGCUAUUGGUUUUGGGAGGUGAUGGUCGUUACUUCAAUCGUGAAGCUGCACAGAUUAUUAUCAAAAUUGCCGCAGGGAAUGGUGUUGGGAAAAUUUUGGUUGGCAAGGAAGGAAUUUUGUCAACGCCUGCAGUUUCUGCUGUAAUCCGAAAGAGGAAGGCCAAUGGGGGCUUUAUAAUGAGUGCAAGCCACAAUCCUGGUGGACCUGAUUAUGAUUGGGGUAUUAAGUUUAAUUACAGUAGUGGUCAACCUGCACCUGAGUCCAUAACCGAUAAGAUUUAUGGAAACACCCUUUCUAUCUCUGAAAUAAAGAUAGCAGAUAUUGCUGAUGUUGACCUAUCUACUCUUGGAGUUAUAAAGUAUGGAAACUUCAGUGUUGAAGUUGUAGAUCCUGUUUCUGACUAUUUGGAACUAUUGGAGAACGUGUUUGAUUUCCAGCUUAUCAAAAGUCUUCUACAAUUAGAAUUUAGGUUUCUAUUUGACGCAAUGCAUGCUGUUACUGGUGCUUAUGCAAAACCCAUCUUUGUGGAUAAGCUGGGAGCCAGUCCGGAUUCAAUUUCAAAUGGGGUGCCUCUGGAGGAUUUUGGUCACGGUCAUCCAGAUCCUAAUCUUACAUAUGCCAAGGAUUUGGUGAACAUUCUGUAUAGUGAAAAUGGACCUGACUUUGGGGCAGCUAGUGAUGGGGAUGGUGAUAGAAACAUGAUUCUUGGUAGAGGCUUUUUCGUUACUCCUUCAGACUCUGUUGCAAUUAUUGCAGCCAAUGCACAAGAAGCUAUUCCCUACUUCUGGAGUGGCCCCAAGGGAUUAGCUCGAUCCAUGCCAACAAGUGGUGCACUUGAUCGUGUUGCUGAAAAAUUGAAUCUUCCUUUCUUUGAGGUUCCCACUGGCUGGAAGUUCUUUGGGAAUCUUAUGGAUGCUGGGAAGUUAUCUAUUUGUGGGGAAGAGAGUUUUGGAACAGGUUCUGAUCAUAUCCGUGAGAAGGAUGGCAUAUGGGCUGUUUUAGCUUGGCUUUCAAUCAUUGCAUAUAGAAACAAAGACAAAAAGCCUGGGGAGAAGUUGGUCUCUGUCUCAGACGUCGUGAAGGAACACUGGGCAACCUAUGGAAGAAAUUUCUUUUCUCGAUAUGACUAUGAAGAAUGCGAGUCUGCAGGCGCCAACAAAAUGGUAGAUUAUCUUAGAGAAUUGAUUUCUAGCAGCAAGCCCGGUGACAAGUAUGGAAAUUAUGUUCUCCAAUUUGCCGAUGACUUUACGUACACUGAUCCUGUUGAUGGAAGUGUGGUGUCAAAGCAAGGUGUUCGGUUUGUUUUUACAGAUGGAUCAAGGAUCAUAUAUCGCUUAUCAGUAAUAACCUUCCUUCCUUUAUUUUUCUUUUGAUUCUCUAAACAUGAUGCGGAUGCCCAAACGGCUCUGAAGCCUUUAAUAGAUUUGGCAUUGACCGUAUCGAAGCUGAAGGACUUCACUGGAAGGGAGAAGCCCACAGUCAUCACAUAAGCACCAAUAACACCAUGACUGGUUUCAUCUGCCAAAGUGUUACCCUAAGCUAUGCCCGAGGCAGUGAGUUUGGGGAACAUAUUCCACAUGUUCAAUUUUGGUCUGCGGCGGGUAGUUCCAGAUUUCUGGAAAAAUAAGGCCUAAUUCUUGUAUAAUAUGGUUAUAUAUAAGAAUGUGAGAAUAAAGAUA